AUGCAGUGCAACACGCUGUUCUUCCUGCCGAGCCUGUCGUGUCUCUGUCUGGCACUGGCACAAGUUUCCUAUGAUGACUGCUGUCUGAGAUAUGUGACACAUUUGAACCACAAAACUCAGAAACAUGUAGUAGACUACAGACGUCAGGAGACCGAUGGAAGCUGCAACAUCCCUGCCGUUAUCUUCAUCAUGAAGAAGGGGCGAAUGCUUUGCACAAACCCCAAGGAGAACUGGGUCAUGAAACUGAUGAAGAACAUCGACCAAAAAAAAGCCAAACCAUCCAAAACAUCCACCAGGAAGCGUCGGCCAAAAAGCGGCUGAGGGUGACUGCCUGAUACAGUGGCCCCUGUGCGUCGCUCCACCCUCCAGCAAAUCGCUUCAUUAA
Monopterus albus (swamp eel) is the source of this 385-nucleotide messenger RNA. It is a transcript of the gene ccl25a, whose product is annotated as chemokine (C-C motif) ligand 25a. Bases 1 to 321 code for a protein of 106 amino acids. Gene Ontology annotation, biological process: immune response. Gene Ontology annotation, cellular component: extracellular region. Gene Ontology annotation, molecular function: chemokine activity. The record is from RefSeq and is a predicted model, not a curated record. The transcript is spliced from 4 exons. Lineage: Eukaryota; Metazoa; Chordata; Actinopteri; Synbranchiformes; Synbranchidae.